Molecule: messenger RNA, 2233 nt
Organism: Apis mellifera (honey bee)
Lineage: Eukaryota; Metazoa; Arthropoda; Insecta; Hymenoptera; Apidae
Gene: emc
Product: extra macrochaetae
Biological process (GO): negative regulation of transcription by RNA polymerase II; cell differentiation; circadian regulation of gene expression
Cellular component (GO): cytoplasm; nucleus
Molecular function (GO): transcription regulator activity; protein dimerization activity
Source: RefSeq, marked provisional
AGUUGACUUCGAUCCGUCGAGCGUAACGCGUUGCAAGCGGUACGUCGAACACUCCUCUCUUGCGCACUCGUUGCGUCCGGAAUAGUCGUCAGACAAUUUCUCUUCUCGUAUAAUUCAAUUCAUUCAAUGUAAUGUUCCACGCGAACGUAAUCGACUCGCGAAAAAAAUCGUAAAAAACUGUGUGUGACAUUUGUGUUGUAAAACGUAACAUUUAGCCAAAAAAAAAAAGAAAAAAGAAAAAAAAAGAAAAAAAAAGAAAUAACGAUAUAGAAAAGUGAACAGAGAAACGAAAAGAAAAAACGGAAUAUCUCGAUCGUACGAAUCUCUAUUGCUAAGCUCGUGCGCUCGCUUUGGUGGGUUGGUUCGAUCGAUAAAUACACGGGGUGCGUGCACUGGCGUUCAGCAAAUAAUCAGCCAGUACGUUUUAGAAGGUGUGCUCGCUUGAUCGAAUUAAAUCAUCGACCCGUAUCUUUUUCAAUCCUUACCGAGCCGGCAGACAAAUUCUCGCGCGUCGACGCCGGCCAGAAGAAUCGAGUCGAGUGGAAAAAUACGUACAGCGGACACACGCGCAACAUGAAAGCGAUGGUGGUGAGCCCGGUGGGCGGCAGAGUACCGCCAAGUCGUGGUGUCCUGCAUAACAGUCUCGGAAUCAACGGAACUCGUCGUGACCUGGAAGCAGAAGAAGUGGCUGCUUACUUAACGAAGUUGAGAUCUCUGGUUCCCGACAUGCCGAGGAAACGGAAAUUAUCGAAGCUCGAGGUUAUCCAAAGGGUUAUCGAGUAUAUCUGUGAUCUUCAAACAACACUCGAGGAGACGAAUGUGCAUAAUGAAUCGACCGUUGCAAAAACGGCAUCGAGACAGCCGUUACAACCGUUGUUGAACGCGACGACGACGACCGUCCCUACGACAACGACAACAUCGACGACGACAACGAUAACCGGGAUGGUCGCGGAACGGUGACCUGUGUCAGCGUUGAACGAGUUACAGUGAGGUCCAGGUCGUCGCAAGCUUCUCGUCCUCGUGGGCUGACGACUUGACCUCCAUGUUUCGGCGUCGUGGAACCGUGUUCGAGUCUUCGUCGGGGAGUUAAAUCGAGAACUCGGCUCGUCGUGGUAACUCGUAUGGAUGGUUGCCUUAACCUGUUGUGUUUCGUGCUCGUCCUCCACUGUACAGAGAUUUCUCGAAGAUUCGAAGGCCGAAAAAGGAAAACAGGGAUAAGAUCUUGGUGCUCAAGUUAUCAUCGGCAUAAAGAGCAAAAUGUUUCGAGCGUUUCGAGAAAAGAGCGACCUAACCUAACAUCGAUAAGGAUGCGCUCGAAGUAUCGAGGCGGCGCCUGAGAGAAGAAGAGCGAAGAACGAUGCGAAAGAAGGACGACGAAGCGGGCCAAUUACGGCCGAUCUAACUUCUUUCUUCGAGGAAAGAUGUAAAUACUUGUACAUAAAAUUCACCGCAUUCCUCGCGCGAGAUCUUUCUUCUCAUCUUCAAUCGAUUCGCUUCUUUUUCAGUCCAUCCAACUUUCCGCUUCCAACCCCGAGAUUCUUGUAAUCUUUUCCUAAUCCGAGCUGUGUUGUACACAUGUAAACGCGACGAUCGCAUUGUCUCUUUUCACCGAUGAUUAUGUUAUUUCAUUUAUCCAAACAAUCGCGAAGAUUGUGUCACUCUACGAUUUACUUUGUAAUUUAUCGUUCCGAUGCAAAAUUCCGCUCGAUCGGUGAUGAAUUCGAUUUGAAAUUCAGGAAAUGUUCAAUCCAUUAUAAAUUUUUGUCCCAGAAGUGGAGAUUAUUUAUUUGUAAAGAUCGACGAUAAUUAAAAUCGAAUUGAUCACGUCUCUAAUUGUAAGCAUACAACCCUCGUUCACAACUGUGGCCGUGAAUGGAUUUCCCCCUCCCUUUCUUCGAUAGUUUUCGCGUGGAAGAGAAAUGUUUAUCAUCACAUUGAUCAGAGCCCGUAUUAUUAUUAUUUCAACUCCCCCUUGUAGAUAAUAAAGCGAAUUAUUUGUAUUACUGAUCGAUUAAUCAUCGAUAUUCUAUAUUAUUAUUAUUAUUAUUAUAUAUUACAUGAUUAUUAUUAUUAUUAUUGUUAUUGCUUUUCAUAUUAUUAAUUUAGAGAUUUCUCCAUAACUAUUGUAUAUUUGCGAAGACUGAAAGGCUGUAAAAUAUAAGUAUAUACUUGAUAACACGAGCUUGCUACACUCGCUCGUGUACGAGAAUAAAAAUACAAACUGUGUCCAUGC